AUGCAUUCGAGUGCUUCCAACCUUGCCCUCCUGGCGCUGGCCGCCGGUGCCAACGCCCAGCUGAACCAACUUGCUGUGGCUGCCGGAAAGAAAUACUUUGGCUCUGCAACAGACAACGGCGAGCUUGACGACACCGCCUACGUUGCCAUCCUGAGCGACGCCGAUGAGUUUGGCCAGAUCACGCCUGGUAACACCCAGAAAUGGGAAUACACCGAGCCUGAGGAGGGCACGUUCAGCUACACCGAGGGUGAUGUGAUUGUCGACUUUGCUCAGAACAACAGCCAGAUCGUGCGUUGCCACAAUUUGGUCUGGUACAACCAGCUGCCCGCUUGGAUAUCUUCCGACUCUUGGACCAAUGACACUCUCACAUCCGCUAUGACCACUCAUAUUACCAACGAAGUCACUCACUACAAGGGCGAAUGCUACGCGUGGGAUGUCGUGAAUGAGGCUCUCAGCGACAGCGGCGGCUACCGUGACAACAUCUUCUACGAGACGAUUGGAGAGUACUACAUCCCCAUUGCCUUCUCGACUGCGGCGGCUGCCGACCCCGACGCCAAACUCUACUACAACGACUACUCGAUCGAGUUCACCGGCACCAAGCUGACCGAGGCCCUGGCCAUCGUGGACCUGAUCCAGGGUGCCGGCGUCCAGAUCGACGGCGUGGGUCUCCAGGGCCACUUCAUUGUCGGAGAGGUCGGCAGCGCGGACGCCCUGGCCGCCGUCAUGAACCAGUUCACCGCCAAGGGCGUCGAGGUCGCCUACACCGAGGUCGAUGUUCGCCACCUUACCGUGCCCGCCAACGACUCACAGAUCGAGCAGCAGGCUGUCGACUACGCCUCCAUCGUCAAUGCUUGCCUGCAGGUCGACGACUGCGUGGGCAUCACCGUCUGGGACUUUGACGACAAGUACUCCUGGAUCCCGUCCACUUUCAGCGGUGAGGGUGAGGCCUGUCUCUACGACGAGAACCUCUCCAAGAAGCCUGCCUGGACAUCCGUGUCCUCCGUUCUCGCUGCUGCCGCCACGGGCGGUGCUUCUGCGGCUACGACUACCGCUGCUGCUGCCGUGGCUGCCACUACCAGCAGCGCUGCUUCUGCCUCGGCCACCGGCGGUUCCGCUGCCCCUGUUUCGACUGCCAGCGCUUCCAGCUCUGUUGUUGUUCAGUCUUCAGCUGCUGCAGUGCAGUCUGUUUCCAGCUCUGCUGUGGCAUCUUCUGCCCCCGCCAGUACUGUUUCGGCGGCUGCCCUUGCUACAUCUCCAGCAGCGGGUUCUUGCGUCAAGAAGACCAAGACUGUCUACGUUACUGCGUCUGCCUAA
Molecule: messenger RNA, 1314 nt
Organism: Cryphonectria parasitica EP155
Lineage: Eukaryota; Fungi; Ascomycota; Sordariomycetes; Diaporthales; Cryphonectriaceae
Product: family 10 glycoside hydrolase
Exons: 2
Coding region: 1-1314 (437 amino acids)
Biological process (GO): carbohydrate metabolic process
Molecular function (GO): hydrolase activity, hydrolyzing O-glycosyl compounds
Source: RefSeq, a predicted model, not a curated record